Lathyrus sativus (Indian pea) is the source of this 534-nucleotide messenger RNA. NCBI's taxonomy places the organism in Eukaryota, Viridiplantae, Streptophyta, Magnoliopsida, Fabales, Fabaceae. The record is from the annotation of a GenBank genome assembly.
AUGGACGACACUCUCCAACCUCAAUGGAACCAAACCGAACAACCUCUCACUCUCCACACACUAUCUUCCAUCAGGUCCCUUAUCAUCAACCCUUCAACCCCAAAAUGCACCGUUUCCUCAAUCCUCCAAACCCUAACUCAAUCCCCCAACCCCACUCACCACAAUCUCAACCUUCUCUCCGACCUCGCAACUCACCACUCUUUCUUUUCCCAACUCGCCCUCGACUCACUCCUCCGCGCCACCGACUCGCCCACUCGCCUCGCAGUCGAUUCCCACGCGUCCGUUUCUGAAUUGAGUUCCCCCGGAGAAUUCGAACUCGACGACAAGCACUUCGUGUCAAUGUGUUUCUUACCGGUGAUCCCUGGACGGGUAUGGAUGCUGAGAAAUGCGAGUUGCAUAUUCAGGAUUCGGCCUGCAUUGUUGUUUAAGGUGUUGUUGGGGUUUACUAAGGAUCCUUACCCUUACGUGAGAGCCGCUUCAUUGGAAGGGCUUGUUGGUUUAAGCGGGCGUGGAGAGUUUCCCGAACUAUGUUGA